AGUGGAACCCAGCGCCCUGCGACUCGAGUAGACGGUUGUGGCAAUCUCUCCGGAGCGAGCUACCCUCUGGGCCCGGCUCCCAGGCCGCUGGCCGCGCAGUCUGUUUUCAGCCCAUUAAUCACCACGUUGGGACGGCCUCCGGGGAACGCCGGAAGAGGCGGGGCAGGAGCUGGCGGAAGCGGAAGCGGUGCCAUUAGUUUUCCGAGCGCUACGCCUGCUGAUGCUGGGAGCCAACCGGCGUUUCGGGCCGGGUGCCCGAUGUCCCCGCGGGGCCCAGGACCACUGGGAGGACGGCGGGGGCCUGGCGCCCGGGUUCGCGGCCCGCGACCUGCUGAGGGGCGCAUCUAACAUGUCAUUUGAGGAGCUGUUGGAAUUGCAGAGCCAACUGGGGACUAAGGCAUACAAACAAUUGGUAGCUGGAAACAGCCCUAAGAAGCACAGUCCUAGACCCGCUAUUCAAAAUGUACGUGUUGCAGAUAAGCACAGGCCUCUGGAAAUGUCAGCCAAGAUCCGAGUACCAUUUUUACGUCAGGUUGUUCCCAUCAGUAAAAAGGUAGCCCGGGACCCUCGCUUCGAUGAUCUGUCAGGUGAAUAUAAUCCUGAGGUGUUUGACAAAACAUAUCAAUUCUUGAAUGACAUCCGAGCGAAAGAGAAAGAGCUUGUGAAAAAACAGUUGAAGAAGCACCGUUCAGGAGAGGAGCAUGAGAAACUGCAGCAACUGCUUCACCGAAUGGACCAGCAAGAAAUGGCACAGCAGGAACGAAAGCAACAGCAGGAGCUUCACCUGGCCCUGAAGCAGGAACGUCGGGCUCAGGCCCAAGAGGGCCAUCGGCCAUACUUCCUGAAGAAAUCUGAGCAGCGCCAGUUGGCACUAGCUGAGAAGUUCAAGGAGCUGAAACGCAGCAAGAAACUGGAGAGCUUCUUGAGUCGAAAGAGGCGACGAAAUGCAGGAAAGGACAGGAGACAUCUCCCUUUGAGCAAAGAACAAUAAGGAACUGUCAGCUGCCCUGCCACUGCCCCAGGGAGACACGGAUCUGUGAGGACAGAUUUGGCCUCAGCUCCUUUCUGUUCAAGGGCAAGGAUCACAGCUGCCCUUGAAUUUCAUUGCCUCAGAGAAGACUAAAAGCCUCUUGGAUGGCUCCUAGGGCUGGACAAGAAGAAUAGUUCAGCCUGAUGCCAUGGCACGUGGCCUCAGCUUGGAUCUGGUUCAUUGUGUCCUUGUGUUCUUUCAUCCUUACCUUAAAACAGGGAUUCUGAUCCUGAAUAAGAGGGACCAGUGAAGACUACGGAGGUCUGUCCAUGAGUCUCAGGGCUGGGACAUUAUGUAGGAGCCACUUCAUAAACAUUCUCUUUUCUCA
This is a messenger RNA of Callithrix jacchus (white-tufted-ear marmoset), 1358 nucleotides long. RefSeq names its product ribosomal RNA processing 36 (gene RRP36). The record is from RefSeq and is a predicted model, not a curated record. Gene Ontology annotation, biological process: maturation of SSU-rRNA from tricistronic rRNA transcript (SSU-rRNA, 5.8S rRNA, LSU-rRNA). NCBI's taxonomy places the organism in Eukaryota, Metazoa, Chordata, Mammalia, Primates, Cebidae. Gene Ontology annotation, cellular component: 90S preribosome; nucleolus.